Messenger RNA from Exophiala aquamarina CBS 119918, 1215 nucleotides. RefSeq lists its product as uncharacterized. NCBI's taxonomy places the organism in Eukaryota, Fungi, Ascomycota, Eurotiomycetes, Chaetothyriales, Herpotrichiellaceae. The transcript has 4 exons. The record is from RefSeq and is a predicted model, not a curated record. Bases 1 to 1215 code for a protein of 404 amino acids. Gene Ontology annotation, molecular function: protein binding.
AUGGCACAACAAUACGGUCAAUCUCAGCAAUACGGCCAGCCCCAACAGCACGGUCAAGGCCCACAGUAUCCUCAAGGCCAACAAAUGCCUCAUGCUGAGAAGCAGCACGCACAAGCCACCUCAGCAUACGCACACGCCCAUGGCGCACAAGGAAAAUGGUCCUUCGGUCUCUUUGACUGCUGCUCUCCAUUCGGCACUUGCUGUCUAGCAACAUGGUGCCCAUGUAUGCUCUACCAGAAGAACCACGAUCUCGAGCGUGGUGACGCCGAUUCCAGUGGUUGUGGCGGGCAGGUGUUGGUUGGGUCGGACAAGUCCGAAUUCGUCAUACACAAGAACCUCAUCUGCGCUUCGUCCACAUUCUUCACCCGCGCUUUCGCGGGCAACUUCGCCCAAGGUGCUUCUCAACAAAUCGAGCUACCAGAGGAGAAGUCGUGUCUCUUCAAAUUCUUCUGUGACUGGUUAUACCUGGCUGAGUACUAUGGGGCUAAUUGGUCUCGGAUACCUAUCGAGACGGAGUAUGGGUUAGAUACUCGCUGGCUGUUGCUCGACCACAUGGGCGAUCGGCUAAUAAUCCCGGGAAUACAAGUGCUCGUGUUGAGACAGUUUUUAAUGAGGCUAUUCACUAUACAAGGGGCAUCUGUCCCGACCGAGGAGAUGAUGAAGCUCAUCUACGAGCCGGAUGGAGAGAAGCUCUUCAGAAAGUACAUCACAGAGCAUGUCGCUUUUUGGCUUUCAACUACCGGCAACCGGGACGCGUGGGGUAGCCAUUGCAAGGGCAUCAAAAAGUUGGGGACUGAUUUACUACUGGAAUUGGGCUCCAAGUUCCAAGGAGACAACCGGCUUCUUUCUGUCGCCCAUCCUUCAGAAAGAUUUGUCGAGCUCACAACUUCGCAGGGUCUCGAUUUUGAGGAGCUAGUUAAGAAAGCUCGACUGGCAGAUACUAAGACCUUAUCCAAGGAGUCAUCCAGUAUGUUCCGCCAAAACCGGACGAUGCAUCGAAUCCCAAAACGACAGCCGGUCUCGUCGACGGAUGUGCCAGAGAUGGGCGGGGUAGAGGUCGAGGCGAUCAAGCUAGAAGACGACGAGGUGGCUUGUGACCGAGAGAUAUACCAAGUCCAACCGGAGUCAAGAGUGUCCACCAACUUAGUCACAACCGGAACUAUCCAAUUUGUUACCCUUAGCACGAUUGCCUUGACUAGAUCGGCAACGGAUUGA